AUGGACCGAAAACAUGACUGGCAGAGAAACGUAUGGUCCAAACAGAUAGUGGAUCGUAUCAAGGUUACAUCACGCGCUACCAUAAAUCUUCGCUCGACCUAUGGCGUAUUACAAUCAAUUAACAAGGAACUACUUUGCUACUUUUCUCCAUACUAUCAUGCGGCCUUACAUGGUCGAUUCGCCGAAGCUCAUCAGAAGAUUUUCCAGGUCGACCUCACCGGAAAACAGCUUCACGUUUUCGUGAACUGGGUUCACACUGGUCGACUUGAGCUGCAUAGCUGGGAUCGAGAGGAUCGUGUAAAACUCUAUAUCUUUGCCGACUACGUGGAUAUCCUGGCUUUGCGCCGUCAAAUUUUGACCGAGCCGGACAGGAUGGAGAAGUACCGCGAGGUGGGUGUGGUUAUGUCAUCUCUCCCAAGCACAUCUCCAUUCCGCAUGCGCAUAGCCGAUCACUAUGCUAUGCAUUGGGAGCCAGAAGAUGACAAGCACGACCCGGUUGACGCCCUCGAUGUCACCCUACACCGCGAGUUUCUCGAUGAUAUCGAGAAGAGUGUCGUCAGAGCAAAGGCCAUGAAACUCGCUGGAUGUCCAUGCUGCGGCAACCCGUGUCGUUAUCACGAACACGCCAGCGAGGAAGAAUGGAGAGCGACUUGCGGACAGCUGCCAACGUCGAGGCAGCCCGAGGAACAAUACUACAUCAACAGUGGUAACAGAGCGAUGAAGGCCAGACCAGACAUUAUCCCGUAA
Messenger RNA from Aureobasidium namibiae CBS 147.97, 747 nucleotides. RefSeq lists its product as uncharacterized. Gene Ontology annotation, molecular function: protein binding. The transcript has 3 exons. The record is from RefSeq and is a predicted model, not a curated record. The coding region runs from base 1 to 747 and encodes 248 amino acids. Lineage: Eukaryota; Fungi; Ascomycota; Dothideomycetes; Dothideales; Saccotheciaceae.